Molecule: messenger RNA, 573 nt
Organism: Anneissia japonica
Lineage: Eukaryota; Metazoa; Echinodermata; Crinoidea; Comatulida; Comatulidae
Product: basic phospholipase A2-like
Exons: 4
Coding region: 157-573 (138 amino acids)
Biological process (GO): arachidonate secretion; lipid catabolic process; phospholipid metabolic process
Molecular function (GO): A2-type glycerophospholipase activity; calcium ion binding
Source: RefSeq, a predicted model, not a curated record
GUUAAAAAUACAUGCAUAAUUUGUUGCUCUCUUUUUGUUCUUACACAGAAUAUUUGUUUCACGUACGUACAAGCGAUCACGAAAUACAUCGACUAUACAACUUGCGCCUAACACAGCAUUAAGGCAUGGGUGAAGCUAAGGUAUGCUAGCAGUGCAAUGGAACAUGGCCAGAAACAAUAUGCUCGACAUUGCUUGGCCAUUGGACUGUUACUUCUACUGCUAGUGACCAUUACAAUUUACUAUGUCAACAGUGAAAGGUUGCAUUUUAACUUAGUACACAGACGAGCGUUUUACAAUCUUGCAAAGAUGAUUGCAUGUACGACCGAACUUAGUCGCUACUCUGUGUUUGAUGAUUACCAUGACUACGGUUGUUGGUGCGGUCUUGGAGGUGCCGGAAGGAUAAUGGAUGAUUCAGACAGGUGCUGUUCAAAACAUGAUGAAUGUUACACGGAUGUCUCAUGUCCUUUGGAUAUCACAAGAUACAUCCUUAGUUACAAUUACAAAAUCGAUGACUGUGAAAAUAACAACACGUCUCUUAUAACUUGCAGUAAGUUUCAAAGAGUUCAGAAAUAG